Pneumocystis jirovecii RU7 is the source of this 1365-nucleotide messenger RNA. RefSeq lists its product as uncharacterized. The transcript has 6 exons. Gene Ontology annotation, molecular function: mannan endo-1,6-alpha-mannosidase activity. Gene Ontology annotation, biological process: fungal-type cell wall biogenesis; carbohydrate catabolic process. The record is from RefSeq and is a predicted model, not a curated record. Lineage: Eukaryota; Fungi; Ascomycota; Pneumocystomycetes; Pneumocystales; Pneumocystaceae. Bases 1 to 1365 code for a protein of 454 amino acids.
AUGAAAAGAACAAUACAUAUCUUUUCUCGAAGUAUACAGAAUAUUUUAUACAUUCUAUUUGCAUUAAUAAUUCCAUAUGCUGCAUCAAUUUACUUAGACGUUAAUAAUCCAGAAAGCAUUAAACAAACUGCAUCAUUCCUUACUGAAAAUGUAUUAUAUUAUUAUUCUGGAACACCUGGUUUAUUCAAAGGACCAGUUUAUUGGUGGCAAUCAGGAGCUGCAUGGAACUCACUUCUUGAUUAUUCUCGUUAUACAGGCGACACAAGAUGGAAUGGGCUUAUUAUGGAAGCAAUUCUUUCACAAGCUGGAGAAAACAGGGACUUAUUACCUAUCCAGUUCAGAUUAUCACAAGGGAAUGAUGAUCAAACAUUUUGGGCAUUUACUGCUAUGACAGCAGCAGAAAUAAAUUUCGAAAACCCGCCACCUGAAGAACCACAAUGGUUAGAACUUGCUCAAAAAGUAUUUAAUGAACAAGUUGAACGUUGGGAUGAACAAAAUUGCCAAGGAGGUUUACGAUGGCAAAUUUUUCCAUACAAUUCAGGAUAUACAUACAAAAAUACCGUAUCUAAUGGAGCGUUUUUCCAAUUAGCAGCACGUCUUGCUCGUUAUACAAAUAAUUCAACAUAUGCAUAUUGGGCGGAAAAGGCAUAUGUUUGGAUGGAAAAUAUACAAUUCAUUAAUUUAACAAGUUAUGCUGUUUAUGAUGGUGCAGAAACACCUGAUUGCUUUCCAAUAACUCGUGUGCAAUGGAGCUAUAAUAAUGGUCUUCUUAUGGCAGGUUCUGCCUUCAUGUAUGAUUUUACAAGAGAUCCUAAAUGGGCAGCAAGAGUUUAUCGUUACAUUGUUAGAGCAAAAAAAUCGUUUUACAGGAAUUACGGAAUUUUAUGUGAACCCGCUUGCGAAUUUGUUAAAACAUGUAAUCAAGAUCAAAUGUCAUUCAAAGCAUAUCUUUCAAGAUUCAUGGGCUAUACUAUGAUUUUAAUGCCAGAUACUAUUGAUUAUAUUAUGCCAAUUCUUAAAUCUUCUUCUAUGGCAGCAGCGGGUGCAUGUAGUGGGCCUCCUUCUGGAUAUCAUUGUGGAAUGAAUUGGCAAAAUUCUGAUUAUGAUGGAUGGGAUUCUUUAGGCUCACAAAUGAGUGCUUUGGAAACUAUGUUAGCGAUUUUAGCACCAAAUGCGGCAAAGCCAUUUACAAGUGAUACAGGAGGUACUUCAAAAUCCGAUCCCAAUAAUAUAUAUGGUAAUAAAUCUCCAUAUUAUUGGGAUAAUGUUAAACCUGCUACUAUUGGUGAUAAAAUUGGCGCAGGAUUUUUAACUGCAUUAGUAGUUAUAGGAGCAAUAGGAUUUGUUGCAUGGCUUAUUGUUUAA